AUGGCGCCGCCGGCGGCGGAGGAGGACACGGAGCGGCGGGACCUGCUGGUGCAGACGCUGCGAGAGCAGCGGGUGCUCAAUAAGAUUAAGGCAGAGUUACGAGCGGCUGUGUUUUUGGCAUUAGAAGAACAAGAGAAAGUAGAGAACAAAACACCUCUGGUAAAUGAAAGCUUGAAAACUUUUUUAGGUACAAAAGAUGGUCGCUUGGUAGCAGGUCUUGUGGCGGAAUUUCUGCGGUUUUUCAAUCUUGAUUUUACAUUGGCUGUUUUUCAGCCUGAAUCAAGCACACUAAAUGGCCUUGAUGGUCGAGAAAACUUAGCUCGAGAUUUGGGAAUUACAGAAGCAGAAGGUACUGUGGGUGGUCCCCUGUUGUUGGAGGUUGUUAGGAAGUGUCAGCAGAAAAAGAUUUCAGGCAGUGGAGAAGUGGCUCCAGCUCUAAGUGAUAGCCAGUGCCCCACAUCAAAAUCAUCUGAUGGAAGGUCAAGUACACGUUCUAUACCAAAUAAGGCUGCUGAAAACACUCAGAGUGAUACCAGUGUCUCAUCAGGGGAAGCAAGCAAAAGAAGCAUUCAUUUUCUGCCUAAUGAAGCAAAACUAGAUCCUCAAUUAGAAAACAAAGACUUGAAUACCAAAGAAAAAAGUGAUGCAGUUGUGGAUGAAGAUGAUGAAGAAGGAGACUCUUUCUUUGAUGAUCCUAUACCCAAACCAGAAAGAACUUAUGGCUGGAAAACUGAAGCCAGUAAAGCAGGAGGUCUAGCAUCCCUUUCUGAUGCACCGCCUCUAAAAAGUGGGUUAAGCUCCCUGACUGGUGCACCUUUGAUAAAGGAGUCUGAUAAUUUGAAUAAAAACUCUGUUUUGAAAGACCUGCGGUUGGUGAAUGCAAAAUUGGGAUCACUAGAAUUAGGAAACGGAGAUGAUGAUGAAUAUGCUGAUGACUUCAACAGUACUAGUCACCGCUCAGAAAAAAGUGAUAUCAGUAUCGGAGAAGAAAUAGAUGAAAUUUCUGUGGGAACAGAAGAGUCAAAUGCCAGUGAUAAACUCGAAAGCAUCACACAAGACCUUACCAUUUCUCAGUUAAGUGACGUUGCAGAUUAUCUGGAAGACGUGGCAUAGAAUUGGACAACAAAAUAUCUUUCAUUGUGCUGGACUAGAAGACUGCUGUGGACUAUUAAUUUCAGACAAUCACUUUUUGCUGGAAUGUCCACUCCCUACUCUUGUGCCUUGUGUUUCAAAAGACUGUAGGUGGAGAAGGCAUUUAAAUAUUCUUUACAAGAACUAAAUGAAAUAGUGUGUUCCCAUUUGAGUCUGAUAUCAGAAUUACUUUCUUCAUUUGGUUCAGCCAAACCUUUUACAGCAGGAGGUGGAUUUUCCAAGCCGAAUGUCCAUUGCUGGCAGUGGGCAUAAUAAAAACCAGUUGAUAGGAGAACAUCAAGAAAGAGGCAUGUGGCUUUAUAGUGAACUUGCACUGUUAUUUUAACAGUCUGUUUUUUGUUUUUUGUUUUUUUUUUAAAGAUAACCAAAGCAAGAACCUUCAAAGGUACUGGUUCAACUUACACAUCUUUUAACACAAUUUUAUCAAGUCAGCAUGUAGUACAUAUUUAUGGUAACUCUAGCCACAAUACCUAAUUACUCCGAACUUACUUGAAACUGCUCUUUUACAGACUCUUCUGAAAGUUGGACUUUAACUUUUGUAAAGGCAUAUCAAAUUGAGAGUAUCUAAACUCUUAAAUCUAAAUUUAGCCAUAUUUAGGAGCUAAAUUUAGCACUAGACUUAACUCAGAAUAUUCUUGUUUAAAUGUUUGUCAGACCAUUGAUGUUAAGACCUAAGCUGUUUUUAUGUAUGAUAAUUUCAUCAAUGUUAUCUGUUGUUAAAUCACGAAAAGUAAUUUUAUUCACAAAUCAUUAACUAAAUCUUAUUGGGUUUUCUUAAGUUUUUAAUGGGUUUUCUUAAGUUUUUAACAGUGUGGUAAUGCUUUGUGGAGCUUUUAUUAUUGAGGGCUCUUCAUGUUCUGUAAGCUUACUUUCAUUCUUGAAAAUCCUUGUUAAGUAAAAAUGAGCGCCAAAAAGUGAAACCACUUAACCCUCUGUUUUUCAGAUUCUGACUGCUGUACAGAAUUAAAUGCAAAUAUUUAAAAAUACCAUACCGAAAAUGUUACAGACACUAAGUUCUAGCUAAGAGCAAAUUCUUAUAUUUUCACUAUAUACUCUUGCAAAACAGGGUCAGUAAUGGAAACGUUGACAGUUCUUUAACAAUACUGUACAUGGCGCUGCUAUAAUAUAUAGGUCAUGGACAUUUGUAAUACUGAAACAAGACUUCAAAAUGUGCACUUUCUGAACAUUGUGAACACAUUUGGAAACUAGACAUGUAAGUGAAUAUAAAUAAUUUAAUUUUAACUUUUUUUCCUUUUUUUAGACUUUGUAAUUUUUUUUUCAGGAAUACUGUUGGCCUGUCAUCAGUGAUCACCACAGUGGAAGUAGCUUGCUAAGCUAAAGCCAUUGGUUAAGCAUAGAAAGCUGCUACUAUAACUGGAAGCUGACUUAAAUCUUUUUUUGCACUGGGCCAGCAGGCCUGGAGCAGUGCUGGGAACUUAGGCUUGUACAUUACAUAAAUGAUUUGAGAGGAGAGAAAAAGUGUGCCUUUUAUUUAUGUGCACCCCAAAAUAGCCAGCAAAAAAGCAUCAGAAUAUUUGGUCAUGCUGUUAACUUUUAACUUUGUGCCAUAUUGUAGUAGCUGAACACAGGAGAAUUUUUUUCACCGACAAAGUCCAUGUGCCAUAGACUUCAAAUAGCAACAAUGUUAUAUGAUACAGCCUGUGUAAAAAAUUCCUUUAUGGAUAGGGGAACCUGUGCCUCAAGAUACUAUAUAUGAAAAGUUUGGGUUGGUAUUUUUUCUUUACUUUUUCCUUUUUUUUUUUUCCUUUUCUUUUUUCUUUCUUUUUUUAGGAGCAACAGCAUAUCUGAAGGAAAUAAAAUUCCACAUGAACACCUGGGAACAAUUGUUUUCUGGCAUUUAUUUUUAAAGUGUGUGGAAUAAAGCAGAGGCAGUGUUGUUUGGUUUUUUUAAGUGUCUUAGAAAACACGAUGUUCCAUUACCUGUUAGCUGUAAGAUAUGUGGCAAUUUAUCAUACCAAAAGAAGCAAAAAGUUUAUUAAAUUAUUUCUAAUUACAUUUGAAGAUGUGGCCUUUUCAAAAACUAAUUACAUAUUUUAAGUGUUAACAUGACUUUUGUUAGCAGAGGAGUGUGUUCUCUUACGUUGGGAGUUAAUGGCAAGCCUUGCACUUUGGCUCUAAUUAAAGGAAAUACCAAAAAGUGGUAAGUCUCCGUGCUGUUCCUCCUGUGAGCUUUUAUUGAAUUGUGUAUAAUAAUUCAAAUUGUAAAAUAAAGCUAUUAUGCUGGCUAAA
Messenger RNA from Manacus vitellinus (golden-collared manakin), 3402 nucleotides. It is a transcript of the gene CEP43, whose product is annotated as FGFR1 oncogene partner. The record is from RefSeq and is a predicted model, not a curated record. Gene Ontology annotation, cellular component: centrosome. Gene Ontology annotation, molecular function: protein binding. Gene Ontology annotation, biological process: microtubule anchoring. NCBI's taxonomy places the organism in Eukaryota, Metazoa, Chordata, Aves, Passeriformes, Pipridae.